Molecule: messenger RNA, 1426 nt
Organism: Falco peregrinus (peregrine falcon)
Lineage: Eukaryota; Metazoa; Chordata; Aves; Falconiformes; Falconidae
Product: ultraviolet-sensitive opsin-like
Biological process (GO): phototransduction; visual perception; G protein-coupled receptor signaling pathway
Cellular component (GO): membrane; photoreceptor outer segment
Molecular function (GO): G protein-coupled receptor activity
Source: RefSeq, a predicted model, not a curated record
ACCAUGUCCCCCACACCCCCCAGCCCCAUCACCAUGUCGGGUGACGAGGAAUUUUAUCUCUUCAAGAAUGCGUCCUCAGUGGGACCUUGGGAUGGUCCCCAAUAUCACAUUGCCCCGCUGUGGGCAUUCUACCUGCAGACCGCCUUCAUGGGCUUUGUCUUUUUGGUGGGCACCCCUCUCAACGCCAUUGUCCUGGUGGUCACCGUCAAGUACAAGAAGCUGAGGCAACCUCUCAACUACAUCUUGGUGAACAUCUCCUUCAGCGGCUUCAUCUCCUGCAUCUUCAGUGUCUUCACUGUCUUUGUCUCCAGCUCCCAGGGUUAUUUCGUAUUUGGCAAGCACAUGUGUUCCUUGGAGGGCUUUGUGGGGGCCACCGGAGGGCUGGUGACGGGAUGGUCCUUGGCCUUCCUGGCUUUUGAGCGCUACAUCGUCAUCUGCAAACCCUUUGGCAACUUCCGUUUCAACUCCAAGCAUGCCCUGAUGGUGGUGGUGGCCACCUGGGUCAUCGGUAUCGGUGUCGCCAUCCCCCCCUUCUUCGGGUGGAGCAGGUAUGUGCCCGAGGGGCUACAGUGCUCCUGCGGCCCUGACUGGUACACGGUGGGCACCAAGUACAAGAGCGAAUACUACACCUGGUUCCUCUUCAUCUUCUGCUUCAUCGUGCCCCUUUCCCUCAUCAUCUUCUCCUACUCCCAGCUGCUCAGCGCCCUGCGGGCUGUGGCUGCGCAGCAGCAGGAGUCGGCCACAACGCAGAAGGCAGAGCGGGAGGUGUCCCGCAUGGUGGUGGUGAUGGUGGGCUCCUUCUGCCUCUGCUACGUGCCCUACGCGGCCCUGGCCAUGUACAUGGUGAACAACCGGAACCACGGCCUUGACCUGCGCCUGGUCACCAUCCCUGCCUUCUUCUCCAAGAGCGCCUGCGUCUACAACCCCAUCAUCUACUGCUUCAUGAACAAACAGUUCCGCGCCUGCAUCAUGGAGACGGUCUGUGGGAAGCCCAUGACAGAUGAGUCUGACAUCUCCAGCUCGGCCCAGAGGACGGAGGUCUCGUCCGUCUCCUCCAGCCAGGUCAGCCCCAGCUGAAGAGCCGCCAGCACCUGCCCCAGGCCCCUGGCUGUCCUCGCUAUGGGGCUGGAGCUGCCCCAGGGUUCCAGGGCCACCCCCUCGGCCAGCCUAGAAUGUAGGUGCCGAGUGGGACAAUAAACCACCGCCACAGUCUGAAGACAAUGCCGAGCCAGUCUACGUGUCGGUGGGGACGGGUGGCUCAGCCCCACGGCACUGCAAUCCCACAGCAAUGCCACCGCAGGACCCCGCUCCUUGUCCUGCCCAGGACACACAAGCAGUGGUGGGGCAGGGGGGUGGAAUGCUGCCCCUCCCCUCACCCAUGGGGCUGGGGUGGUGCUGAACCCUCCAUCCGUGGGGCUGAACUCCC